Molecule: messenger RNA, 2250 nt
Organism: Equus quagga
Lineage: Eukaryota; Metazoa; Chordata; Mammalia; Perissodactyla; Equidae
Gene: IFRD1
Product: interferon related developmental regulator 1
Exons: 12
Coding region: 210-1562 (450 amino acids)
Cellular component (GO): nucleus
Source: RefSeq, a predicted model, not a curated record
GAGAAACAUGUAUCGUUUCCGAUUACAGCUCUUCACGGGGAUUUCUGCUGCCGCCACCGCCCACUCUUACCCCCGCCGCUUCUCGCCUCUCUUGUUAGCCGAAGACUCGCCUUUCAGCCGCCUGCCGCACAGACGCACGAGUAAAAAGUGCAGCUCCAUCGGCUGAUCCUCACUAAGCUCCGAAUUUAGGCGGCACCGGGCGUCCCACGAUGCCGAAGAAUAAGAAACGGAACACUCCCCACCGCGGUGGCAAUGGUGGAGGCGGCUCAGGGGCAGCUGCAGCGACGGCGGCGACAGCGGGUGGCCAGCAUCGAAAUGUUCAACCUUUUAGCGAUGAGGAUGCAUCGAUUGAAACAAUGAGCCAUUGCAGUGGUUACAGUGAUCCUUCCAGUUUUGCUGAAGAUGGACCAGAAGUCCUUGAUGAGGAAGGAACUCAAGAAGACUUAGAGUACAAAUUGAAGGGAUUUAUUGACCUGACGCUGGAUAAGAGUGCGAAGAUAAGACAGGCAGCUCUUGAAGGUAUUAAAAAUGCACUGGCUUCAAAAAUGCUUUAUGAAUUUGUUCUGGAAAGAAGAAUGACUUUAACUGAUAGCAUUGAACGCUGCCUGAAAAAAGGUAAAAGUGAUGAGCAGCGUGCAGCUGCGGCGUUAGCGUCUGUCCUUUGUAUUCAGUUGGGCCCUGGAAUUGAAAGUGAAGAGGUUUUAAAAACUCUUGGACCGAUCUUGAAGAAAAUAAUUUGUGAUGGAACAGCUAGUAUCCAGGCGAGGCAAACUUGCGCAACUUGCUUUGGUGUUUGCUCUUUUAUUGCCACAGAUGACAUUACUGAGCUGUAUUCAACUCUGGAAUGUUUGGAAAAUAUCUUCACCAAGUCCUAUCUCAAAGAGAAAAAUACUAAUGUUGUUUGCAGCACCCCUAAUACAGUGCUUCAUAUUAGCUCACUUCUCGCAUGGACAUUAUUACUGACCAUAUGCCCAAUUAAUGAAGUGAAGAAAAAGCUUGAGAUGCAUUUCCAUAAACUUCCAAGCCUCCUCUCUUCUGAUGAUGUAAACAUGAGAAUAGCUGCUGGUGAAUCUUUGGCACUUCUCUUUGAAUUGGCCAGAGGAAUGGAUAGUGACUUUUUUUACGAAGACAUGGAAUCUUUGACUCAGAUACUUAGGGCUUUGGCUACAGAUGGAAAUAAGCACCGGGCCAAAGUGGACAAGAGAAAGCAGCGAUCGGUGUUCAGAGACAUCCUGAGGGCGGUGGAGGAACGGGAUUUUCCAACAGAAACUGUUAAAUUUGGUCCUGAACGCAUGUAUAUUGAUUGUUGGGUCAAAAAACAUACCUAUGACACCUUUAAGGAGGUUCUUGGAUCGGGGAUGCAGUACCACUUGCAGUCAAAUGAAUUUCUUCGCAAUGUAUUUGAACUUGGACCCCCGGUGAUGCUUGAUGCUGCAAUGCUUAAAACAAUGAAGAUUUCUCGUUUUGAAAGGCACUUAUAUAAUUCUGCAGCCUUCAAAGCUCGAACAAAAGCUCGAAGCAAAUGUCGAGAUAAGAGAGCAGAUGUUGGAGAAUUCUUCUAGAUUUUCAGCACUUGAAGACUACUUUCUAAUUUCUAAUUUUUUCCCUUUUUUUUUUUUGUAACUUUCAAUGUAUUUAAACUCUAGAGGCAGUUUUUAUCUUGGGUCAACAUAGGUUUUGUAGCAGAGGUUAUAUUACUUAUAAUUUAAUGUACAGUGUUGCAAAUGGUGAAUUCUGAUUAUUGAAUAGUCUCUGAAUAUAAUCUGUAAACAUGAAUAAAGUAUUUGUAGUGUUUGGUCAUUUUCUGUUAUGAAGAGAGCAGAAAUUGGAGAUUUCACAUGAUUUCAGGAAGAGAAAAAACUCUUGGCCAAGGUUAAAAUUUCUUAUGCUGUGGUUGUCAGAAAUAUUGAUUGUAAUAAUAUAGAUAUACAAGGUAUUUAACUUAAAAUCUUAGACAAAUGAGUUUUGGAUACAAUUUUGGGAGAUGGUUCUUCUGGAAAUGCUGCUAUAUUUUUAAUUUCAAAUGAAACCUAAUAAUUUUAAUUUUGUCACUGGGAUCAACAAAGGGAAUCAUACCGUGAGACCUUACAGCUGCGCUUAAGUGCAGUCCAGCUAUUGGGAGUUCAUGAUGAGUUAGCAUAUGCCAGAAAGGGUGCUAACCUUGACCUCUGAGGGCAGUAACACUAGUUUUAUCUGCUGUGUAAGACCUUGUACUCUUUAUUUUGAAAUAAAAAUCUUUUCACACUAAAA